AUGUGGCGGCGCGCGGCGACGGCGGCGCUGUCGCUGGGCGCCGGUGCCGGCGCGGUCGCGGUCGCCACCUCUGAGGACCCCGCCGCGACGCUCAAGGUCUGCGCGCACCUGCCUCCGCGCCUCCUCCGCGACUCCGUCACGGCCGCCACCAUCGCGUUCGACUACAAGUGGUCCCUUUGGGGCCUCGAGCCGGGCACCCCGGCGUGGCAGAGCGCCAAGCACCACGCUCACCUCCGCUCCGCCAACCGACUCCAGGAGCUCUGCUUCCGCAACGGCGGCAUCUACAUCAAGCUCGGCCAGCACAUCGCUCAGCUGGAGUAUGUCGUGCCGGAGGAGUACGUGCAGACAAUGAGGGAAUCGAUGCUGAAGAGGUGCCCGGUCUCAUCGUACGAGCAGGUCCGCGGGGUGUUUGCCAAGGAUCUCGGUGAAUCGCCAGAAACUGUUUUUGCAGAAUUUGAUCCUGUCCCACUUGCAAGUGCUUCCCUUGCACAAGUCCAUGCUGCCCGAACUCACGAUGGGCAAAAAGUUGCCGUUAAGGUUCAGCAUGACCACCUCAGGGAUACUGGUGUUGUAGAUAUAGCCACUGUGGAUUUGUUAGUGAAUGCUCUGCAUUAUAUUUUCCCUACAUUUGACUACAGGUGGUUAGUUGAUGAAGUUCGAGAAAGUGCCCCUAAGGAACUGGAUUUCUUGAAUGAGGCCAAAAACAGCGAAAAAUGUUUGGAUAACUUUAGAAGGUUGUCUCCUCAGGUUGCUGGUAGCAUAUAUGCCCCCAAGGUUUAUUGGAAUCUCAGCACAUCUAGAAUUCUCACCAUGGAGUUUAUGGAUGCCAAGGAGGUAACUGAUGUUAAUGGCAUUAAAUCAAUUGGAGUUCACCCUGUUGAUGUUUCAAACCUAGUCAGUAAAGCAUUUGCUGAGAUGAUUUUCAAGCAUGGUUUUGUUCAUUGUGAUCCCCAUGCUGCCAAUAUGAUGGUCCAACCAAUGCCACAAGACAACAGAAAACUUUUUGGUUGGAAGAGGCCACAACUAGUUCUUCUUGAUCAUGGACUUUACAAAGAGCUUGAUUAUAAUACUAGGAUAAGCUACGCUUCUCUUUGGAAGGCGCUUGUUUUUGCCGAUGCAAAAGCAAUUAAGGAGAACAGUGUCAAACUGGGUGCUGGGGAGGAUCUUCAUGCACUCUUUGCUGGUGUUCUCACUAUGAGGCCAUGGAAAAGGGUGAUUGACCCAUCUCCUGAUCAUCUUGUCUUAGGGAAAAAUACUGAUUAUUCAGAACUACAGAAUUACGCCUCCUUGUAUUUUACUGAGAUCUCGGAGCUGCUGAGGAGAUUACCGAGGGUUAUAUUGUUGAUGCUUAAAACAAAUGACUGUUUACGUGCAGUCAAUCAUGCCCUGGUUGGAGGCACUUCCUUGGAGUCGUUUAUGAUCAUUGGACGGGUAUCUUCUGAAGCUGUGCUGGAGGCUAAAAGGAUGAACAGAAGGUCCUUUCUAGAUGGAUUGGUGAUAUGGCUGGAGGAAGUUGUUGCCUGGCUAAAAGCAGUUAGGCGUAUCAGCAGCAUUUUUUGA
Molecule: messenger RNA, 1560 nt
Organism: Miscanthus lutarioriparius
Lineage: Eukaryota; Viridiplantae; Streptophyta; Magnoliopsida; Poales; Poaceae
Source: the annotation of a GenBank genome assembly